CGAACCUUCUUCUCUAUGUAGAGGGUUAAAGACUUUACCGUCUGUUGUUGUUUUGUUCAUUCAUCGUUUGCGUAUUUUCGUGGUUUCCCAGUUCAUACGACUUCAUCAAAAUUCAAUUCACUGGGUUUUGAUUUCGAUUCGAUUUCUCUCGGACAUGAGUUCAAUAUCCGAGCAAAACAUGAUAUGAGUUUUCUCAGAGGUAUAAUUGAUUCGUUUAGCUCGAUUCUCAACGAAGAAUCUAAGCACGAUCCUAGUGUAUCAUCAUCAUCAACAUCUUCUGGUUCCAUGAAUGGUAUCGAUGGAGUUCCGGUUACUAACGAACGAAUUGCGUAUAAGCUAAAAGGAUACUUCGAUUUAGCGAAAGAGGAAAUCGCUAAAGGUGUUAGAGCAGAAGAGUGGGGUUUACAUGAUGAUGCUCUUCUUCAUUAUAGAAAUGCUCAGAGGAUUAUGAAUGAAGCUAGUUUUACUCCUUCUCCUUCCUAUAUUAGUUCCAGUGAAAAGGAGAAGGUGAGAUCGUACCGAGAGAAGAUUUCAAAUUGGCAAAAUCAAGUAUCUGAAAGAUUGCAAGCUUUGGGUAAGCGUACAGGUGUUGGAGUGUCUGAGAAUAAGAGAACCGUAGCAUCUCCUUCUUCAGCUUCAGUUUCCUCUACAGCGUCAAGGUAUAGAAAAACUUCAUCGCAAAGGACUCCAGUUCCCAGAGGUGGCAUUGCAACGGUAAAUAAUCCUAAAGAUGCAGCUGCAAGCCCAAAACCUGUGAAAGAAUCUGGAAAUGUCUAUGAUGAUAAGUUAGUUGAGAUGAUAAACACAACAAUAGUGGAUAGAAGCCCGUCUGUGAAGUGGGAUGAUGUCGCUGGACUUGAUGGAGCUAAACAAGCUUUAUUGGAGAUGGUUAUUUUACCAGCAAAACGAAGGGAUUUGUUCACUGGUCUCCGAAGACCAGCGAGAGGUCUGCUUCUCUUCGGGCCACCUGGCAAUGGAAAAACAAUGCUUGCCAAGGCAGUCGCUUCCGAGUCACAGGCAACAUUCUUCAACGUCUCAGCAUCUUCUUUGACGUCAAAAUGGGUGGGUGAGGCUGAAAAGCUAGUUAAAACGCUGUUUCAAGUUGCAAUAUCCAGACAACCAUCUGUUAUAUUUAUGGAUGAAAUAGAUAGUAUAAUGUCAACAAGGUCGAUCAGUGAGAAUGAAGCAAGCAGAAGGCUGAAAUCAGAAUUCCUUAUCCAGUUUGAUGGUGUGACUUCUAAUCCUGAUGAUUUGGUGAUUGUCAUUGGAGCUACUAACAAGCCACAAGAGUUGGAUGAUGCAGUGCUUAGGAGAUUGGUGAAGAGAAUAUAUGUACCAUUGCCGGAUUCAAACGUCAGAACACUACUUUUUAAAACUAAAUUAAAGUGCCAGCCUCACUCUUUAUCCGAUGACGACAUUGAUAAAAUCGUCAAAGAAACCGAAGGAUACUCAGGAAGCGAUCUUCAAGCAUUGUGUGAAGAAGCUGCAAUGAUGCCAAUCAGAGAACUGGGUGCAGAUAUUCUCACCAUCCAAGCAAAUAAAGUGAGACCUCUACGAUAUAAUGAUUUUCGGAAAUCGAUGGCAGUAAUCAGACCCAGCUUGAGUAAAAGCAAAUGGGAAGAGCUUGAACGUUGGAACUCAGAGUUUGGCUCUAAUUAAAUUUCUUCUUGGAUUGUUUGUUUCUGUUGUAAAUUUGAGGUAGUUUAUAAUAUAUGGUGUAGAGUUAA
Messenger RNA from Arabidopsis arenosa, 1727 nucleotides. The record is from the annotation of a GenBank genome assembly. Lineage: Eukaryota; Viridiplantae; Streptophyta; Magnoliopsida; Brassicales; Brassicaceae.